CAAGAAUCUGGACUGCCUGAGUACAUAAAGAUUGUAGAAGUUGGGCCAAGGGAUGGAUUACAAAAUGAAAAGGUGAUAAUCCCAACUGAUAUAAAAAUUGAGUUAAUCAACCGGCUUUCCAAAACAGGCCUGCCUGCAAUAGAAGUGACCAGUUUUGUUUCAUCCAAACGGGUGCCUCAGAUGGCAGAUCACAAAGAAGUAAUGAGGGGCAUUGAGCGGCAUCCUGGAGUCCAGUAUCCUGUUCUCACACCUAAUCUUCAAGGUUUUCAUUCUGCUAUCGCAGCAGGAGCUACAGAAGUCUCAGUAUUUGGUGCAGCAUCUGAAUCUUUUAGCAAAAUGAAUAUUAAUUGUUCAAUUGAAGAAAGCAUAGGAAAAUUUGAAGAAGUUGCUAAAUCUGCAAGGAAUAUGAAUAUUCCAGUGCGUGGGUAUGUGUCAUGUGCAUUGGGAUGCCCAUACGAAGGAAAAAUCACACCAGCUAAAGUUGCAGAAGUAUCGAAGCGGCUGUACAGUAUGGGCUGUUAUGAAAUCUCUCUGGGGGACACAAUUGGUGUGGGGACUCCUGGAAGUAUGAAAAGAAUGUUGGAAGCUGUUAUGAAAGAAAUUCCUCUGAGUGCUCUUGCUGUUCACUGUCAUGACACAUAUGGCCAGGCAUUAGCCAAUAUCCUCACAGCCAUACAGAUGGGAGUUGCUGUAGUGGAUUCAUCGGUUGCAGGACUGGGUGGUUGUCCCUAUGCAAGAGGUGCUACUGGAAAUGUAGCCACGGAGGAUGUGAUAUACAUGCUUAAUGGUCUGGGUAUCAAUACAGGAGUGAAUCUUUAUACAGUGAUGGAAGCUGGAAACUUCAUCUGUACAGCUUUGAACAAGAAAACAAACUCAAAGGUUGCACAAGCUUCCUUCAAUACUGGAACUAUCAGUUAAAUGGAAUUUUUUUGCAGCUUAAUUACAUUUGUCAUCUGCCUUGACCAAGGACAUUUAUAUCAAGAAAACAAAUACAAGAAAACCAUUUCAGCAAAGAACCAAAAUAGAAUGCAUAUAUAACUUUUUGUUAUGGGAAGAGUUAUUGUACUGUACUGUCUUGUAAAGAAUUGUCUGAUUUGUAAGUAAGAAAUAAAUGACUAGUACAGAACCCUGUGCUUAAUGCUUCUACAGAUGAGAAAAAUGUAUAAACACUAGGACAUUUUAGCAUGUUUUGAAUUGAAUUUUAGGUUUUUUCAGGAAAACUGGAUAGAAGCAGCGAAUACAUGGUUAAUUUUUAGUCAAGAUGACUUUUAGAACAGUACAAAUAUUUGCAGUAGUUUAGGAGAUCCCACACUGUGUGUGGCCAUUCUAUUAUGUGUUUUAUUUAUCUGAGUCUUUACUUUUCAUUUGUCAAGUCAGUUGUGUUAUGAACAUGGAGCCAAAUCUGAAUUCACCAUAAGAAUUUUUUAGCAAUAGCACUUUUUAAUUUCUGUUGUGUUUAACAUCUGUUAAGUUAUGGAUGACUUUAUCUUGUUCCAAAACCUUGUGGUGAAUGGCAGUCUGCCAG
Haliaeetus leucocephalus (bald eagle) is the source of this 1525-nucleotide messenger RNA. It is a transcript of the gene HMGCLL1, whose product is annotated as 3-hydroxymethyl-3-methylglutaryl-CoA lyase-like 1. The transcript is spliced from 8 exons. Gene Ontology annotation, cellular component: cytosol; endoplasmic reticulum. Gene Ontology annotation, biological process: L-leucine catabolic process; ketone body biosynthetic process. Gene Ontology annotation, molecular function: hydroxymethylglutaryl-CoA lyase activity. The record is from RefSeq and is a predicted model, not a curated record. Bases 181 to 918 code for a protein of 245 amino acids. NCBI's taxonomy places the organism in Eukaryota, Metazoa, Chordata, Aves, Accipitriformes, Accipitridae.